This is a messenger RNA of Platichthys flesus (European flounder), 3456 nucleotides long. RefSeq lists its product as uncharacterized. NCBI's taxonomy places the organism in Eukaryota, Metazoa, Chordata, Actinopteri, Pleuronectiformes, Pleuronectidae. The coding region runs from base 97 to 3285 and encodes 1062 amino acids. The record is from RefSeq and is a predicted model, not a curated record. The transcript is spliced from 6 exons.
GACUCCAGGACAGAGACUGAAACACAGCUGCCCCGUUUGUGGUCAGAAGGCUUGCCUCCUGUGGACCAUAAAUGGAUUGUGAAGUCUCUGUUCAAGAUGGGGCCAAGAGGAAAAUUAGUGCUUAAAGAGAAUCUGAAGCUCUGGCACUUUCCACCACAGCCUAGUGGCCUUUACCAUCAGGCUCCGGGUCCAGACCGCUUUUUUGCCCAUCCACUUCUGGUCUGGAUGCCUUACAAGCUGUGGAAGGUGAAGGUGGUCUGUCCAAACCUUGCCUGUGGAGGGCACCAGCUAACAGGAGCGGGUCUGCACAAGAGGGCACGCCGAGUCCUGGACGAGGACAGGAUGUACAACAUGGUGACAGAGACACUAACCUGCACCAAAUGUAGAUCCAGCCACGUGUCCUGGAGUCAGACUGUCCUCAAACAACUGUCCAAGGCACAGCAGACACAAUUCCGGGUCAUCCUCACACAAAAGUUUGCAUGUGACAUCCGGGUGAUCCGAAAACUGCGGGAGAGAGGCCUUGGUAACAGCCCAACGCAGCUUUUAAAGAAGCUGAAGGAGAACCACACAGAGGAGUGGAUGAGUCGCGCAUUGAUGUACACCGACGAGUGUGUGGACUUCAGCGAGCGACCCGCACUGCUGCCCCUGUCGUUUCCCGAGGCUCCAGAGCCUGCUGUUGUGCCGAGCUGUAAGUGGCUCCUGUCCGUUUACUGCCAGGACAUUUUGACGAGGGUGGAUGACAUCAUGGCCAGGAUUACCUCAACAUAUGGCACAGUCCUCAAGAUGGAUUCCACCAGAAAGAUCACCAAGAAGCUCGCUGGAACAGCCAAAGGGACAGCCCACUGGCUAACCUCUGUGGGUAAUGAGUACGGUCAGGUUCUCAUCAGUGUCAUGACCGCUCAGGAGGGAGCUGGCCUGGACUUGAUGGCAGCGGGAUUGAUGAAGAGGUACCAGCUGGCUGGUGUGGAUCCCCCUGUUGCCUUAUAUGUGGACUGUGGCUGCUGCACCGAGGGAGGAGAGACCAAGCUGAAGGCCAGAUUCAGCGGGUGGCCGGACAUUAUUGUAAGGCUUGAUAUCUGGCACUUUAUGCGCAGACUUGCUCUGGGAUGCACAACAGAUGCUCAUCAGCUGUACCCAGGAUUUAUGUCUCGCCUUUCAGCGAGCAUAUUUGAGUGGGAUGCAGCUGAUUUAGCUUUGUUGCGAGAAGCAAAAAGGCAGCAGCUUCGGUCCCAGGGUCUGCCCUCCCUCACUGAUGGCGACAUAGACAAACAACUCUCCAGGGAGGAGAUGUCUCUCCACUGUCGUAGGAGGACCCGUGGUGAGGAGACCACCAUUCGCCUGCUGGAGGAGCUGCUUGGGUUGCUGAUGGGCAGCAGAGGUAAUGACUCCAGUGGUGUUCCCCUGUUUGACCGAGAGAGGAUGGAGCACAUCUGGCGUGUCCAGAGAAAGCACGUCAAAUGCAUCCAGGACCCACCAGGUGUUGCUCUAUACACCAAGACAGGGGAGCUCACAAAGGGAGGUGUGCGGUUACCUGUUUACAGAUGUGCCAGAGGCUCUACAUCUCUCGAGUCAUUUCAUCUACACCUCAACCGCUUCAUACCAGGGACGAGUGCCAACAGUCUGAACUUUCAGAUAUAUCUCCUGGAAGGGCUUCACAGAUGGAACCACGACCGGGGGGUUGCUGCUCUGUCCACUGGACAAUCUCCUUUGCGCAGCUACUCCAGUGACCUGGUUCAGGCCCUCAACAACAAUUAUCAGAAGCUGUUUGGCAGGAAGGUGGUACCACAGUUCUGUCCACCCUCACGGUACACUGGAGAGCUCAUAGGGAUGCAAUAUCUGUUCCGGCAGACUGGUCAGGCACUGCAGGAUAUGCACCCUGAUUCAGAGGAAGCUGCAACCCUGAUAGAACAGCAUGACGUGGAGGACGACAUGGAGCUUGAUGAGGGUUUUGCUGACAUCAUGGAAGAUCCCACUGUGUUGAACCUUGGGGUUCCUCAGGCUUCAGCAUCUCAGACUCCUGAUCCCUCUGCCAUUUCUUCUCCUCUUCUCUCCCUGGUUCCUGGUACAUCCACCCUGGCUCCUAGUAUUUCCACCCUGGCACCUGGCUCAUCCUCUGAGGUCCCUGGUACAUCCACCCUGGCACCUGACACAUCAACCCUGGCCUCUAGUUCCUCCUCUGAAGAUGAUAUUCAUGCUGAAGAUGAAGACAUGGCUGUUGAUGACCAAAAUCUCCCCGGAUACCAGCAUGUGGACAGACUUGCUGAGUAUUUGGUGGCGCUUCGGGAUCAGACGUCUCUUUGUCUUAGCAACCAACAGGCGAGUAGGAUAGUGUCACUGUGGGACAAUCUGAAUCAAGGUGACAAGCAGCGGGUGGUUUAUGCCGCACGACAUCAGGAGAGACUUUUGAGUGGACGCUUCAGAACUCCAAAGACGCCCUCAAAAACCCCUGGUGUGGAGAGUACCACCCGCUGCAUGUUGGGUGCGAGUAGCACACCUGCCCAGUGGCCUGACUGCUGCCGGUUGGUGGAAACCAUGUUCAUCAGACUCUGCAAUAUACACCAAAGCCCGGCAAAAAAGGGUAAGAGGGCUACUUCUCGGUGGUCCUUAAUUUUGAGGGAUUACCGCAAGAUAAGGCAGCUUGUUGUCGGCAACUGCCGGGUGAUGCAGGGUUCUGAAAUUCAGCUGGUGGAGGUGAAUCAGAGCACGCUCAUCCAGUGGCAUAAUCACCGGCAGAAGAAACAGGAGCUCUCUGUGCUGCUCCAAGGCACUGCAUUGCCUCCAGCCCUGGCAGAAUCCGAUGAGCCUCUUCAGGAGGCAAGAUUGCUCCCUGCUGCACCCACGCCUGCCCGGAAUGAACAUCAAUACCGGCUGCCGCAGAGUACAGCAGGUCAGGCCAAACAGAGGCAGACGGGAUCUGGUCAGCUCCCUGUCAACAUAAGGCCAAAGGGACCAGUGAAGAGACAGUUAUAUGCAACCCCACCAGCUCCAGCACCAGGACCCAUCAUUACACCUCACAUCUUAACACCAUCCGGACUGGUUCAGGUUGUCUUUCCUGUGCCAGUAGGCAGCUAUCCUCAAACCAGUGCGCCUACCAGCACAGUGGAAGCUGACCCCGCCCCUAAAAGGCCAUAUAGGCGAACAGUGGCCAGCAACACUUGCAAAAAGUGUGGCCAGUUCCGCACUUCUGUCACUGGACACAGCCAGUACCAUGGAAAGGUGUAUUGCCCUCAGUUUGAAGCCUUAACAAAAGACCAGUGGUUGGAGGAAAUGAGGAAAAAGAUGUAAAUAGUUCAUAUUUGUAAAUAAUAGUUUUAUUGUAAAUAGUUUUUUUAAAUGUUUGUAUUUAAUUCUGGGUACUACUGCGAUAGUCAAUUCCAUAUGCCCUGUUUUUUAUCUGUCUGUUUAAAUUCAAUGUUUCUAUAAUUCUUAUUUCUAUGAACACAUAAAACUGGUUUA